AUGUCACCAGAAAUAGAGACUAAAGCAAGUGUCAGAUUCAAAGCUGGUGUUAAAGAUUACAGAUUAAUUUAUUAUACUCCGAAAUAUCAGACCAAAGAUACUGAUAUCUUAGCAGCAUUUCGAGUCACUCCUCAACCUGGAGUACCCCCCAAAGAAGCGGGAGCAGUAGUAGCCGCCGAAUCUUCCACUGGUACGUGGAUGACUGUUUGGACUGAUGGACUUACCAGUAUUGAUCAUUACAAGGGGCGAUGCUAUGAUAUUGAACCCAUUCCUGGAGAGGAAAGUCAAUUUAUUGCCUAUGUGGCUUACCCUUUAGAUCUUUUUGAAGAAGGUUUUGUUACUAACCUAUUCACUUCUAUUGUAGGUAAUGUAUUUGGAUUCAAAGCCUUAUGGGCUCUACGUCUGGAAGAUUUAUGA
Cryptomeria japonica (Japanese cedar) is the source of this 417-nucleotide messenger RNA. RefSeq names its product ribulose bisphosphate carboxylase large chain-like. Gene Ontology annotation, molecular function: ribulose-bisphosphate carboxylase activity. Bases 1 to 417 code for a protein of 138 amino acids. The transcript has a single exon. Lineage: Eukaryota; Viridiplantae; Streptophyta; Pinopsida; Cupressales; Cupressaceae. Gene Ontology annotation, biological process: carbon fixation. The record is from RefSeq and is a predicted model, not a curated record.